CUUGGCUUAGGGCUGCUUCUCCUUAGGACGGUCAGGAACGGUGAAGUUUAAGGAAGCCCAUAGUUUUGAGGCAAGCAGUGACCCCCAGUACCCCAUCACACCCUAAACUGCUGGACUGAAGGAGGAAGCCCCUCUUCUUGUGCAACAAAGAUAAAGCAAGGGGAAGAAGCCAGAGAAUAAGGGGCUUUCUAAAUUUUUCCUUGGGAGUCCAGAAUUUGAACAGACUAUUUGGAGUCUGGGAGUGGAGGUUUCCUUCCGAUACCAAGGAAUUUAGCCAAGAGAGAAGGGAAGGGGAAACGAAAGGCACUGCCUACCCAGCUGUCUCGAUCCCUUUGGGUGGUAGCUUCUUAGGAACCCAGCUGCUCUUUUUCCAAAGCAGAAAUUCCAGACUAUAGCUAAAAUCAUCAAAUCCUAGACAGUAGCUGGGAGGAGUCCUAGACUUCACCUCUCCAGAACCCCUCAUUAGGUAAAGGACGCCUUUGGGGCUCAGAGCACAGGAGUGACUUGCAAGUUAGUGGAGGAGCCAAAGUGAGAAUGCAAGUUUCCUCACUUCCAAUCUUGUGCUCUUUCCAUUAUAUUUGCAGCGUGCAACUCCUUAACCCUCCAGCCCUCCACCACCCACUGCCACCCUGCUUUGCACUUACUUUGCUAUAAAUCAUUAAUACAAACCACAUGCAGUACUUUAGGGGGGAGGUAUAUUCUGAAAUCUCCCACACACCGGGCUGUGAUCUGAACCCCCGGAGGAAACAAACCUUAAUCCAUUUUUCUUGGGGAAUGGCCAGUUAUGUAACCAGCAAGCUAAGUGAAGACGGUCAACAGUUAGCAGAGGAAGGCACAUAUUCUUCUAAGCCCACAUCAACUUGUGGAGGGCUUCUCUUGACUGCCCAGCCACAAUUUGUACAAUCUCUCUUUUGACAUCCCCAGAGUCCCUUCCAGCAAUCAGAGUGGUCACAGUCUGUAGGGCAUAUGUAACUAGUGCUUACUUGGCUUCCUUUCUAUGUAAUGCUGCUGAAAUGUUGUGUAUAAUUUCAAUUAUUUGUCAACUGGUUUGGGUUUUAAAUGCAUCAGAGGAAUCUUGCUCUUUAUAGGGAAUACUUGAUCAAAUUUAAAAAGAAAUUAUUCGAUGCAGUGAGUAAUCAUGUGCUAAUGUCUCUUUUAAAAUUAACUAACCGUUUGAAUGUUUACAGGGUGUUACUCAAUGCAGGGCACAAAUUUAUCCUUCGGGUCAUACUGCUUGUUUAUACAUUUGUUUAUAUGUUUAUAUAUUUAGAGUGCUCAAAAUGGAGCCACCUUCUGCCCUUCAGACUCUUCCCUUUUAGGGCAACGUGAUGGCCCCAGCACCCACCCACAACUCUCUCCCAGCACAGACACUAUCACAUGAGGGCGGUACCACUUUAGGAAACGGACAAAAACAGACCCUCUCAUUACCAAAGGAUUCCCUACUGGAUUCCGUUAAAUAGUUGGUUGCACAAAAGUGCCUCUGUUGCAGAAGGUGAGGUUCUCCUAUACUGGGAAGCAGGGAGAGGGAAAAAGAUAUUUGAGGUUUCUGAAGCUCAGGCAGUAUGAGAGCUGUGGGGAAAUUAGCACUGAGAAGGUUAAUUCUUCCCAGGAGGGUAAAGCUUUAAUGACAAGCCAUCUUUAAUGAGAUUAGCGUGAGAGCUCAUAUCUACAAAUAAGAUCAGGCUGAGGCCAAAGCCAGCUGCCUCCUCUGUGGAGCAGAGGUGGAGGGCAGGCGAAUAGGCAACAAGGAGAGAAAAGGAAGGUGUUUAGAAAAUAUAAAAGGAACAUAAAUUCCUCCACGUUGAAAUGUUACACUUCAAAUUCCCUGAGAUUCUCGGCUGCAGAUUCUCUGGGGGCCAUGAUGACUACCCACUACAGUCCACGUGACUACUGAGGUGAGGGACCAGGCUUUGUGAGAGCAUCCCCCCAGAGUCCUGGCUCAGGAGCUUUAAGUCAGCCAUUGACACUUGCUUAGACCCCACUGGUGUCCUAGCUGUGGGUUCCACACUGUGGAGGGCCAUCAAGGAGUUAGAAAACAUGGACCCUGCCCCCUGGUGCUCAGAAUGUAGGUCUGGAGGUCAAAUGGGUACAUAUGAUCACACACAAGUGAAAGAGACUUAAGAACAACUAUUGACCCAUUCAGCAUUGAGUGAUGGGGUUUAUUUUCCUAAGCCUUACCCUGUGAGUCUGUCAGAGUUAGAAAUCUUCGAUUAUAAGCACCUACCAUCCCUUGGGAACACAGAAUCUAACACACUGUUGUGCACCACAAAUCUGCUAAACCACCCCUAAGCACCUGUGCUCAGUGUGAUAGAAGAGAAACAUCACUGUCCAUGGUAUGGAGAGAUAGGGGUUCUGAGACUGUCAACUCUCUCAUGAACUUGCUGUGUGACUUUGGCUAGAUCCUGCCCCCUCUCUGGGCCUCACAAGUGAAUCUUCAAGGUCCCUGUUGGUUUUGAUAAUGGUGCAUGAUGCAAAGCUGUACGUUUGAACAAAUUAGAGAGCAAUUCAAGAGUGCUUCUAAUCUAGAGCUCGACAGCGCUAGGCCAACUGAAUGCUGAGACUAGAGUCCUGUCAUUCUGUAUCACUGUUACUAAUUCUGAACAAUCCAGUUUUCUGAAACCACCCCCUCCCAAACAGCAGCACUUCUAGCCGAGCGUCCUCUAAAUGGCCUUUGAGGAAUCAGGCAGGGAGGGGGCAGCACAGAGCCCCAGGCCUCUAUCAUUUGACACAUCCAAGCCCAACAGGUGCACAGGCCCCGCCACUCUUCAGAUUUGGACAGCAGAGAGGAGGGAGGGUGGCCUUGGCAGAUCCACAGAGAGCAGAGAUCCAACUCUCCAGCCUGUGGCCCAGAGACAUUUGAAAUGCCAUUUGGUGAAGUCUGGGUUUUUCCUUUUUUGUUUCAAUUUUCUUAGAACCACUCGGAGAAGAUUACAGUUUCAGACCUCAAGUAAUGGCUGCAAUCAGUCAAUCAACAAAUAUGUGCUGAGCAUUUGCUACGUGCCCAGAUUUUUGCCUAGGGUAUGGCAUUGGGGGUGGGAUGACUAAGGAAGUAUCAGUUGGCAUCCCAGGUGGUCUGUCCAACCAGCUUAAGGCAGGAAGAGGUUCCAGCGUGGGCAACAGUCAGAGAGGCAGCAAGUAACCUCUAUCUCUUGUUUCUGUUGGGAAGACAGUCUGUUUUGAGGAGGGGUGCAGCAGCUGGCCUCUCGUCCUGAUGUCCCUCCCAGGCUAUUUUUAGGCACAACUUAGGACAGUGAGGUUGAGCAGCUGAAAGUGUACAGGGUGUUACGACAAAGCUGGCUUGGGCUGAAAACUUGCCAUCACGGACACAAGUGUCUAAAACUACUCCAUCCUCCAGUGUUGAGCUCAGCUCUGCCCUGACAGGCCAGACAAAGUUAAGCGGGAAGCCAAGGCUUCAGGACAGAGCAGUGACAUGAGCAGUCCUAGGGGAAGAGCCCAAAUGUCUGAAGCUGAGAAUAAGACUUGCACCUCUAUGGAAAGAAUAUUGGGUCAAAAUGGGUCAUAGAAAGAUAUUUCCUGCAAAAGAACAGAGAGAAAGAAAAUCUGCCUCUUGUAACAACAGGUAUGUUUAUGGGACGAUCAGGAUGAAGUGAACCAGAACUACUUAGCAGAUGAAGAGGAAGAAGCAGAAGAAGAGGCUCGGGUGAUGGUAGUACCCAAUUUGAAGGAGGAGGAGGAAGAAGAGGAGGAGAAAGAAAAGGAGGAAAAGGAGGAAGAGAGUCAGGGUCAGGAAACAAGCAAUGCCUGGUGGCAAAAAUUGCACAUUGUGAACGAAUACCUGUGGGAUCCGGAGAAAAGGAUGUCUCUGGCCCGAACAGGUCAGAGUUGGAGCCUGAUCUUAGUCAUUUACUUCUUCUUCUAUGCCUCCCUGGCUGCUGUGAUCACCCUCUGCAUGUACACGCUAUUUCUAACCAUCAGUCCUUACAUGCCGACCUUCACCGAGAGGGUGAAGCCUCCUGGAGUUAUGAUCAGACCCUUCGCCCAUAGCCUUAACUUCAACUUCAACGUUUCUGAACCUGACACUUGGCAGCAUUAUGUGAUUAGCCUAAAUGGCUUUCUCCAGGGUUAUAAUGACAGUCUUCAAGAGGAAAUGAAUGUAGAUUGUCCUCCGGGCCAGUACUUCAUCCAAGAUGGUGAUGAGGAUGAGGACAAGAAAGCCUGCCAAUUUAAGCGCUCCUUCCUGAAGAACUGCUCUGGCCUGGAGGACCCUACUUUUGGCUACUCUACUGGACAGCCCUGCAUCCUUCUAAAGAUGAACCGGAUUGUUGGCUUUCGUCCUGAGCUUGGAGACCCUGUGAAGGUUUCUUGCAAAGUUCAGAGAGGUGAUGAAAAUGACAUCCGAUCCAUCAAUUACUACCCAGAGUCGGCUUCUUUUGACCUCCGCUACUACCCUUACUACGGCAAACUGACUCAUGUUAACUACACCUCCCCGCUGGUGGCGAUGCACUUUACAGAUGUGGUAAAGAACCAAGCAGUGCCUGUGCAGUGCCAACUGAAGGGCAAAGGCAUCAUAAAUGAUGUCAUCAAUGAUCGUUUUGUGGGUAGGGUAAUCUUUACUCUGAACAUAGAAACCUAAGGACUUCAGGGAGCCACUCCCACCAGUUCUGUUUCUGUUCUAUUUUGUGUUACCCUGGUACCACCUGAAUUCUUUUUCUGCCAUCGGGACACAGCCAAAUGGACACCUAAGAUAGCAGAUCAUCUUUCCUUGCUUUUGACAUAUGUAUAAAAUGACAUUGUGGGAGCUAUUUGAUUUUUUAAAGGUAGUCUCUCCUGAUGACAAAUAGAUUAUAUUAAUUUCCUUUCCCCCUGCUUAAAACUAAAACCCAUUGUUGCUGCUAGAAGUCUCACUGUAGUGUAAACACAGUAUCUGAUAAAAUUCACAAUAGUCAUAAAAGAGAAUUUCUAUAAUGAUUAUAAAUUCAUGUUUUCUAAAACUUUGUUGUUUUUAGAGAUGAGAUUCCUUCCAACCAGGCUGAUAACUAACCCUUUUUUUAAAACCUGCCUGGCAAGGUCUUUCCCUGAGAAUCACCAACCAGACCAAUCCAGAAUACACCUAGGGCCACCAUGCCUAGGGAACUCUAUAUCCAGAGGUGCCUGUGAAACUGGCUGCCUCACAUGGGCAACUAAAUACUGAUGCAAAGACUAGCUUAUCUUCAACUGGGACAGAAGUCAGUGAUAACUGGAUAUUGUUCUGAGAUAGACCAGAACAUGGACCUUCCCUAUGACUUUUUUGGGAGGUGAGGCCCACUGCAAUUGGGGAGAACACCUACCAUGUGGAUGUGACUGGUAUUUGAUUCCUUGCUUUGUGGUGUAAUCAUCCAAAGGCAAACAUUCCUGCAAAAAGAUUUGUCUCAGCUUCAGGCAGAGGAGAAAACAAAGAAGAUCUCUACCAGCUGAUUCUUAUUUGUUUGACAGUAGUAUGAUGUCUCAAAGGAGACCAUCAGAGAUGGAUGUAUUGACGCCCCCAAUACAGCUCCAAGGACGGAAAUGAGGGUCUCCCAAUUGAUGUGUGGUAAGACAGAAAGCCCCUGACAGGCCACCUUAAAUCCAAGGCCCAUUAGCCAGCUUUUCAUUUGCUUAAGAAAUGAUAUGAAGCAGAUAUUUAUCCAGGCUGUGGAUCGGCCAGGCAGCUUGGUCUUAUCUUUGGCCAUGAGACUGUUGAAUUGCUCCUUAACACCUCCACCAGGGGGAGGGCUGGGACAAGGAGAAAAAGAGUAUCGGAGAAGAGCAGAGUGUCAGGGUCCAAAGCAAGCUUAAAUGCUACCUAGAAGUAUCCAGAGUCUGAAUCUCCUCUACUAUGUUCACCUGCUCCCAAAACAGGGAACGGAUAGUCUGGUAGUGAAGACAAACAAGAGAAGUAACUGCAACAUAGUAUGACAAGAGUUAUAAAACUAGUAUGUGGAAAUGCUAUGGAAACAUGAGGAAAAGUAACUUAAGCUGAGAAAGUAGCAGAGGCCAUUUCACAUGCAAAGUCACCAUCACGAAAGUCCAUGGUGUGUUUGGGCAACUGUGAGCAGUUCAUGUAAAUGGAGCGUAAAGGGCUCAGAGCAAUGGCAGGGAGUGGCGGGGAUGGGGCUAGAAAGGUGUACAGGUACUGAAAGCAGACUCUGAGUUUUAUCCAGUAAGUGAAAAGGAGUCAUUAAAGCAUUUUAAGCAGGGAAGCUCCGUGAUCAUAUUUACAUUUUCAAAAGAGCACUUUGGCAGCCACUAUGUGAAGUGUGGGUUGGAGGGGGCAAGUCUGUGGAAUGAGCAAUGAGGGAACAGGAGGAGUCAAGAAUGACUCCAGGCUUUUGAGCCUGGCUCGAACCAGUGGGAUGGUGGUAUUGUUGAUUAAGCCUGGGAAUCCAUGAGUAGAGCAGGAUUGGAGAAGAAGAUGCUGAGACCAGUUUUGGACAUGGUGAUUGGCUUGUGAUUUCUACUGGUUACACAGAUAUGGAGAUGUAAAUAUAAGUGGGGUUGGGAAGAAGGAAAUCUGCGAAUGAAAGCAGCAUUUGCUUAAGUGAACUCUCUCAAGAAAGUCUAGGCUAUUUAAUCAUGGGAAUUUGAGCCACUUAAGUAAACACACCACAGCAAUCUAGUCUCUCAGGUAGUGCUUCUCUCCUGGCUUAUGGCAGGAAGCGCUGCUUCUGCUCUCUGGAAUCUCCUUCCCAGACACCUUCCCACUCUUAUUGACAGAGUAGAGGGAGCUGACUGCUGUUGACAAGUGAUCAAAGAUAUGUGGAAAACACAAAAAAACAAUGAAACUGUCUCCUCCCAAUCCCUUUCCUUAUGAAAUUCAAUUUUCAAAACUAACCUUUAAAAAGAAACAAACCUGAAGAUAACAACUUUAUACCACCUAAAAAUUACCUCAAAUAAACUCUCAAGAUUUAGUAGUAAAAGAUAAUAGAACAUUAGAUCUGGAAAGGAUAUUAGAGAGUGUUUAGUUAAAAUAACCUGCUUUGCAUCUGACUCCAGGUCCAGUGCUCUUUCUACUCUGAUCUGCUGCUUAACAGGAAGUAUCAUCUUUUUAAAAACCAAUGAAUGAUUUCCCAAACAUUUUAAAACAUAUGUCAAAUCUGAGUUAGAAUAGUUAACAUUUCACAGGAAUUCAACUACUGGUGCUAUAUUUUAUACAUAAUACAUUACCCUGUUAAAUAUGUUGACUAUUAAACAGACAAGGAAUUAU
Molecule: messenger RNA, 7183 nt
Organism: Vicugna pacos (alpaca)
Lineage: Eukaryota; Metazoa; Chordata; Mammalia; Artiodactyla; Camelidae
Source: RefSeq, a predicted model, not a curated record